Hibiscus syriacus is the source of this 7324-nucleotide messenger RNA. RefSeq names its product helicase protein MOM1-like. Gene Ontology annotation, molecular function: ATP-dependent chromatin remodeler activity; ATP binding. The transcript is spliced from 21 exons. The record is from RefSeq and is a predicted model, not a curated record. Gene Ontology annotation, biological process: heterochromatin formation. The coding region runs from base 152 to 7324 and encodes 2390 amino acids. NCBI's taxonomy places the organism in Eukaryota, Viridiplantae, Streptophyta, Magnoliopsida, Malvales, Malvaceae.
UGCAUAUGUUAUAGACACAUAUUUUAUAGUAAUAUGAUCAACUAUCAAGUUAAUGUUGUGAACAAUGGCCUUUUGUUGUGAAAUAAUUGUGAAUUUCUGCUUCAUUCUCUAUGCACUGUAGUUUUAAGAUCUUUUUAUUUGCAUUGAAGGUAUGGCUAAUGGUACUAGAUCCUCUAGUAGGAAAGCUAAGGAUGAUGAAAAUAAUGAUUUAAAAGGAAGUCAAAAUAUUGGUAAAAAGUCGGUAAAUCUGGGUGCUGCUACAGCAGAAACAUCUGGUGUUAGGAGGUCACCUAGGGAAACCCUAUCUAAGAAAAACAUGACUCCGCCAAGUUCUUCUGGUAUGCGGAAGUCAGAGCGUCUUGAGAAGCAGACUUCAAAUUUGAAUUCAAUGACUCCGGCUAAGAGGAAAUCUGAGCGAGUUGAGAAGAAAAAAGGCAUGAAGAAUGCUAGUCCUUUGAGGAGAUCUGAGAGGGGUAAGAUAUCCUCAUCUGCUUCUUCAGGAUCAAAGAGAUCUGAUAAGAGCUUGAAUGUGUUGAAAACGAAAAGGAAGAAAGAGAAAAAAAACAAGUGUGUCAAACAAUCGACAAUGCAAACUGUAGAAAUUAAAAAAGUCGAGCAAGAAGGUGAGCAAGCUGAAGAAACCCAGAAGAAGAGAAUGACUGCUCGCUCGUAUAAAGCAUUGUUCAUAAAACAACCCAAGAAAGUUGAUGGAACAGAUUGUUCCAAAUAUCUGAAUGGAGCUGAUAGUGGAAGGAGGGAGGAGGAAAUUUUAGUAGAUUUCACCGAGAGAACCCAUGAAAGGACUACGGUGACAAAUACAAGUCGAUUUGCUGAGGAAGAGCCUAAAAGAAAAGAUGAGCAUAAAUUGUUUCCUACUAGCCAAAAGAACAGCUGCAAUAAUAUGUCUUCUAAUGGGGGUGAUCCACAAUUGUCCCAGAAUGUUUUGGUAUCAGGAGAAACGAAUGAUGCUACUGAAACAACCUCGAUUAAAAAUCUACAAAGUCCACAGUUGGUAAACUCCAUCGUGCCUGGAGAGUUCCUUGAUUGCGAUAUCAGUGUGGAGACGAUUCUAGAAGUCAUGCCUUCCGAAAGGAAAGGUCAUGAUAUAGACAUUGAUUCCGUUGCUUCUCCAAAAUUGUCAAGUCAUGAAAUUGGCACCUACACCGGGGAUGGAACUUCAUUGUCAUCUGGUUGCAAAAGAAAAGAUUACACUGAGACUUGUGGAAUGUGUUCUAAAAGGCAAAGGGUUGACUGCAAUUCAACAAAGCAGGAGAUUUGCUCUUCUAAUAUGAAAUUAAACCAGUUCUUUGGAUCCUCUGAUGUUAAGGAUAUGGGGAAACUUGAUGCUGGUAUUAGCACAGGACAUAUUGAAAAGCCCUGUAAUCAUAUACAGCAGCAUAUGCCCUCUGAAGCACUUCAAACAGGCUCUGGUCAGAGUACUUGCAUCAUAUGCGUACUUGAUGGAAAGCUUUUAUGCUGUCAUGGAAAAGGAUGCCAAAGACGCUACCAUCUUUCAUGUCUUGAACCUCCCCUUGAGGAGUUUCCUCUUGGAGUUUGGUACUGUCCUGAAUGUGUGUGGAAAAAAAUAGAAUCAGGGAUUUAUUCAGUUUCUGAGGGAAUUGAAGCAAUUUGGGAUUCUAGAGAACUGGAGACUUCAGAUGAUGGAUUGCAAAGCGAGAAGCAAUAUUUUGUGAAAUACAAAGGUCUUGCUCAUGUUCAUAAUCGUUGGGUACCAGAAAAUCAGGUGUUGCUUGAAGCUCCAUCACUCAUUGCAAAAUAUAACCGAAAAAAACAGGGUGCCGUUUGGAAGCAACAAUGGGCUGUCCCACAUCGUUUGCUACAGAAAAGAUUGUUGACAGCUCCCAAGGAGUGUGGUGAGCAUCAUAAUAAAGAGCAUGAUGUUGAUAAGUUAAACUGUCAUGUCGAGUGGCUUGUGAAAUGGUGUGGUCUUAAUUAUGAGCAUGCUUCAUGGGAGUUGGGGAAUGCCUCCUUCUUCAGUUGUCCCGAAGGUCAGCGGCUUAUACAAGAAUAUGAAACUCGCAAGAAGGCCCAGAGAGCUUCUAAAUUUGAUAAGGAAAGAGCAGUUGAAUCCCUGAAAUUUUCUCACUUACCGGCUGCAGUUUCAUCUGGAAUGGAUGCUAAUCAUGAUGCUGUUAGCAAAUUAUGUAACUAUUGGCAUAAGGGCCAGAAUGCUAUCAUUUUUGAUGAUCAGGUAUGUUUGCUAAAAAUUAUUGUUAUUCAGGAAAGGAUUUCAAAUGUUAUUUCUUCCAUUCUAGCCUUUUCGUCUGAGAUCUCUAGGCCUUUUCUGAUUAUCUCUUCCUCUGCUUCACAAUAUUCAUGGGAUGAGGAGUUCUUGCAUUUAGCGCCAUCUGUUGAUGUUGUUGUUUACAGUGGCAGUAAAGAAAUUCGGAAUAGCAUUAGUAACCUGGAGUUUUAUGAUGAUGGAGGUUGUAUAAUGUUUCAAGUACUUAUAACCUCACCAGAAGUUAUCAGCGAGGACUUGAACGUGCUUGAUUGCAUAGUAUGGGAGGCGAUAAUAGUGGAUGAGUGCCAAAAUCCCAGAAUUGGUUAUUGUUUUGAACAAAUUAAGAUGUUAACUGCCAGUAAAAGGCUUCUAAUAAUCAGCAGUCAACUGAAGGGUAAUGCGGCUGAGUACCUUAAUCUUCUUUCGUUGCUUGAUUCUCGAAGUGAUUCAAAUGACAGUGAGCUAUCGAAUUCAAGUGACAAUAUUGGCACUUUGAAGGAGAGGUUGGCGAAGUAUGUUGCUUAUGAGUGCAAGCUAGAAUCAUCUAGGUUUCUGGAGUACUGGGUUCCUGUACUCUUAUCCAAUGUGCAAUUAGAGAAGUAUUGUUUUACUCUAGUUUCAAAUUCUCUCUCUUUGUGCUCACCUUCAAAGACUGAUCCUGUUGGAGUUCUCCGUAGCAUUGUUGUAUCCAGCCGAAAGUGUUGUGAUCAUCCUUAUGGUGUGGAUCAAUCCCUUCAAAUGUUGCUCACUAAAGGCCUUCAAGAGUUUGAGUAUUUGGAGGUUGGAAUAAAAGCAAGUGGCAAAUUACAACUUCUUGAUGCAAUGCUUUGGGAGAUCAAGAAACGAGAGUUAAAAGUGCUUAUUCUUUUCCAGUACAUUGGUGGUUCUGGAAGGGAUUUGAUUGGAGAUAUUUUGGAUGACUUUCUGCGUCAAAGAUUUGGUGUAGCUUCCUAUGAACGUGUUGAUAAUAGUGUCGUCUUUUCAAAAAAGCAAUCUGCUUUGAACAGAUUCAAUAAUGAGAGGGAGAGAUUUGUCUUUUUAUUAGAAUCACGUGCUUGUCUUCCCAGCAUCAAGUUAUCUGCAGUUGGUACUGUGAUAAUAUUUGGAAGUGACUGGAGUCCAGUGAACGAUCUAAGAUCCCUGCAGACGAUAACUCUUGAUUAUCAAUUUGAGCAAAUUAAAGUAUUCCGCUUGUAUUCAUCAUUUACUGUGGAGGAAAAACUUUUGAUUCUUUCAAAACAAGAUAAGGCAACUGAUAGCAACAUAGAGAAUAUAAGCCCCAGUACUAGUCACAUGCUGCUUAAAUGGGGGACUUCAUACCUAUUCAGUCAAUUGGAAAAGUUUCACGAUAUUUCAACGCUGGAUGCAAGUACCUUGUCUCAGCAAUCACAUUUAAAAGAUGUGAUUCAAGAAUUUUCUACCAUACUGAAUCAAACUGGUAUAGAUGAUAAAAGCAAGUUAUCCCUAAUUUUACAAGCCAAACAAAAUCAGGGAACAUAUAAGACAGAAAUGCAAUUGUUUGGUGAGCAGAGAAUUCGAGUGAUGGAUGAAGAUCCAGCCCACACAUUUUGGACAAAGCUUUUGGAGGGAAAGUGUCCUAGGUGGAAGUAUUCUACUUCUACUUCUCAGAGGAAUCGGAAAAGGGUUCAAUAUUUUGAUGAGUCAAAAAAGGAACCUCAUGCUGAAAGUGCUGAAGUUGGAAAGAGACGUAAGAAGUGUGUUGGUGAUGGCAAUGAUCAUCCCUCUCCAAAAGCUCUGCUGCAAGAGAGGAAAUUGGCUGCUGCAGACAAGGAAGGAACCUCAGCUUCUGGGAGUGAUAAAAUUCACACAACCUGUAACUCACUUCAUGAAGCCAAUAUUAUCUCAGAAAUGCCAGCUCUUAAAGUGGGUGAAUGGGAGAGCAGAAGAAAACAGCGUGACUCACAAAAGAAUCUCCAUGUUCUUUUGAGGCCACAAAUAGCAAAACUUUGUGAAAUUCUACAUCUUAAAGAGGAUGUCAGGGCCAUGGUUGAAAGGUUUCUUGAAUAUGUCAUGAAUAAUCAUCUGGUCCAUAGGGAACCAGCAACCAUUUUGCAGGCAUUUCAAAUUUCUCUGUGUUGGAGUGCUGCUGCUUUUUUGAAGCAGAAACUUGAUCACAAAGAAUCAGUUGCACUUGCAAAGCAGCAUCUAGGUUUCACCUGCAAGAAAGAAGAUGCAGACUAUGUUUAUUCACUGCUGCGGUGUCUGAAGAGAAUGUUUCUGUACCGAACAGGGUAUUUGAAGCUUCCAAGCUCUCCUAAAUCUUCUGGACUAUCAAGUAAAGCUGUUGAAAGAGUUUAUACUGAUGCAACAUCAUACCAGCAAAACAUAAAAGAAAAGGUUGAAGAUUUGUCGAGUUUUCGAGAGAGUUCUGAUAUACAGACCAUUUCAGAGUCUGCAGUUGCCCCAGAAAUUCAAUUGGCACAGAGAGAUCUCAUAAAAAGCAUAAAAGACAUUCAGAAAAAAAUCAAUAAGCUAAUGAAAAAACUGACUGAAAAACAUAAGCAGGAAAUAGAAGAAUUUAACCAGAAGUACCAAGAAAAAAAGGAAGAGCUCGAGAAUAAGAAAAGAACAGAAGCAGCGGUUAUACGUUUGCAUAGUAAUGUCUCGACAAGGACUGACAAGCUCAAGAAUUUGGACACUGAAUAUGCAAGGGAGUUUGAUGAACUAGAACGGCGGAUGCAUACACAACUUAAGGAUCUUGAGGCCUUACAAGUGGCAGCAAGAACCAAUAUGCAAGAAAGAAAGACUCGUUGGGUCGAAUCAGUGAAGACCUGGGCCAGGGUAGAGCUAGUGAAGUUACCUGAUGAAUUAAGCAAAGCUGAUGGACAGGUUCACUUGCGAAAAACUGUGGUUGCCAAUUCUGGUGAAGGCCAGGAGAACCUUGUGUCAGCAGAAGCACUUCCAUUGGAAGAAAUAUCUAAUGGAGCUGCAUUAGACAAUUUUGAUGGUGAGGUUCAUUUGGGGGCACCUGAGACUCUCAGUUCUAGGGAAGGUUAUGAGAGUUUGCCGUCAUUGUUGGUACCUUCAUCUGAAGAAGUUCCUGGUGGAGCCACAUUAAACAGAGUUGACCGGGAUAUUCCCUUGAGUAGACCUGAAGCUUUCUGUUCUUCUGAAGGUCAGGAGAAUAUGAUGUCUCCUGAAUGUUCAUUUGAGAAACAGAUUCCUACAUUGAAUGUGCCUGAUGAAGAAAUUCCAAAGGGUAUAUCUGAGAUUGCAACUUCCUGUGAUGGAAUUGAUAUUAUUGUCUGCAUGAAAUCCUCAUCUAAAGAACAAAUACCUGAUACAGCUGCGUGUUAUAUGCCUGUUAAAGAGGUCUCUUUGGAAGAAACUGAAACUGCUCCUGGUGAAGUCCUCGACGAUGGCAGUGGCCAAAGAGAGAAUGAUGGAACAAGCCCCAUUGAAAAUGACCAGCAGGAUGGCGUACUAUGCAGUGUGAACAUGGAAUCUGAACCCCAAGAACAUUCAUCAGAUCUGGUAUCCACAGAUGUCGAAUCUCUAACAUUUGCUUCCUCUGAAGUGCAAGCAAGAUGCCUUGCAAACAGUGAAAUGCAAAAUGCUUCCCAGGCAGCUGAAACUUCACCUUUUAGUAGUGCCGUUGAUGUGACUUGCAACGUGUCUAAUCCUGAUGCCACACCUGUGGAACUUACAGAGCAAAUGCAGCAGCUGAGAUCCUCUGAAUCUGCUUCUAACCUCUCUCCUCCUGAUCUACCUUCUGUUAGUGCAAUUGAACAUCAAUCAAACAAUGAAGGCCAAACUGCCAACCAAAGUUCUCAGGAUCCAAGGCAACCAGUGGUAAACCAAAUUGAGAUCUCCAAUCAAGAUGUCUUGCAGCCUCUGGAUUCACCAAUUGAUGGUGUUCUUGAUGGGCUUCUGAGGCAGGCUUCAGAAACAAGGACAGCUCCAGUCCCUUUUGUUUCUAAUGGCCUUCCCUUGCCGACUGCACCUGCUGUUUCAUCUCGGAUGCCUAUAACUUUGUAUCAUGACCCACUUCAAAUUGAAAUGGAAAGAAUAAUUAAAGUCAAAGAGAAAACCACCAAGAUUCGUGAAGACACGAAUCUGCAGCUGAAAUUAGAACGUGACAAGGAGAUUGAGGAGGCUGUAGCUCAGAUUCGUAGAAAGUUUGAAGUUAAACUUAAGGAGAAGGAAGUAGAAUUUCUUCUCCAGAAAAAGCAGCUUGAUGUAAAUUACAAUAAAGUUCUCUUGAAUAAGAUCUUAGCUGAGGCUUUCAGGUCUAAAUGUAUGGAUAAUAGGCCAUCUGGUUCAGCUUGUGAAAAGCAAGGGGCAAAUUCUAUUUUCUUGCAGCAGCUGUUUCAACUGUCAUCGCAACAGAUGGAACAACCUUCCACUGCUUGCGGUCUCCCUUCAACUGGAUCUGCUUUGAGUAUGCCAACUGUUUCAUCUGCUGCUGUCAAUGCACAAACCAUGAGUCCAUCUUGGCAGCCUUCCACUGCUUCAGGGAUCCCUUUAAAUGGCCCAGCUAGUAGCAUGGGAACUGUUUCUCAUGCUGUAGUCGAUGCACAAACAAUGGGUCCACCAUUACAUGUUGUUAACCCUUCGGCUUUAUACUCAGGCACUCCAACUAGACAUCUCCAUAUCAGUAACGUCUCCUCUUCAGCAGGAAACCUUCAAAGAGGUACUGAAGUUCGUGCUCCUGCCCCUCAUUUACAGCCAUUUAGGCCUUCAUCAUCCAUUUCCCCAAGCAGUCUCCCAUUGCAUUCUCUUGGAAUGUCAAGUCAGCAGGAAAAUAAUAACCACCCUGCAGAUUCUGUCGUUGAGCAGGCAUCUACUACAGGCCAAUCUGGUAGGACCCAACAUGGAAUUGCAAGAGGGUUGGCAUCUUCACAUAACUCUCGUUUACCUUCAUUGGAUGUUUUAAUGGGUGUAAAUAAUACAUCUAGUGUCGAUGCAAAUCCCCCAGGUUUUUUGUUACCAAAUAGUUCAAGGUCGACUACGAGGUUCCAUCUGGAAUCUCACGUGCUAAGUAGUCACCCUAACUCGGCACAGAAAAGUGGGGGAGCAACUGACAUUGUUUGCUUAUCAGAUGAUGACCAAUCAUAA